This is a messenger RNA of Passer montanus (Eurasian tree sparrow), 5290 nucleotides long. RefSeq names its product sonic hedgehog signaling molecule (gene SHH). The transcript is spliced from 3 exons. The record is from RefSeq and is a predicted model, not a curated record. Gene Ontology annotation, biological process: oligodendrocyte differentiation; cell-cell signaling; cell fate specification. Gene Ontology annotation, molecular function: calcium ion binding; patched binding. The coding region runs from base 226 to 1503 and encodes 425 amino acids. Lineage: Eukaryota; Metazoa; Chordata; Aves; Passeriformes; Passeridae.
UACCAUUAAAAUCAGACCCUUUUUUUGUCUCUCGAUUGCUGUCUCCCGACCAAACUCCGAUGUGUUCCGUUAUCAGCGACCUAAAGCCUGCCAUUCCAGCACCUGUCUUGCUAGGGAUCGGUGGAUAGUAUACGAUUCAGAAAGCAGACAAGGACAUAGGAGGAGAGAGAGCUCUAGAGAGACAGCCAGGGAUAGGCACAGAGAGCUUUGAAGUAAUUGGAUUCAAUGGACGAAAUGCUGCUGUUGACAAGAAUUCUCUUGGUGGGCUUCAUCUGCGCUCUUUUAGUCUCCUCUGGGCUGACUUGUGGACCAGGCAGGGGCAUUGGAAAAAGGAGACACCCCAAAAAGCUGACCCCUUUAGCCUAUAAGCAGUUUAUUCCCAAUGUGGCAGAGAAGACCCUAGGGGCCAGUGGAAGAUAUGAAGGGAAGAUCACAAGAAACUCCGAGAGAUUUAAAGAACUAACCCCAAAUUACAACCCUGACAUUAUUUUUAAGGAUGAAGAGAACACGGGAGCUGACAGACUGAUGACUCAGCGCUGCAAGGACAAGCUGAACGCUCUGGCGAUCUCGGUGAUGAACCAGUGGCCCGGGGUAAAGCUGCGGGUAACCGAGGGCUGGGACGAGGACGGCCACCACUCCGAGGAGUCCCUGCACUACGAGGGCCGCGCCGUGGACAUCACCACGUCGGACCGGGACCGCAGCAAGUACGGCAUGCUGGCCCGCCUGGCUGUCGAGGCUGGCUUCGACUGGGUCUACUACGAGUCCAAGGCGCACAUCCACUGCUCCGUCAAAGCAGAAAACUCAGUGGCGGCCAAAUCUGGGGGUUGCUUCCCUGGCUCGGCCACGGUGCACCUGGAGAAAGGUGGGACCAAGCUGGUGAAGGACCUGCGGCCUGGAGACCGGGUGCUGGUGGCCGACACGGAAGGCCGUCUGCUCUACAGCGACUUCCUCACCUUCCUGGACCGCGAGGACGGCUCCCACAAGCUCUUCUACGUCAUCGAGACCCGGCAGCCCCGGGCCCGGCUGCUGCUGACGGCCGCCCACCUCCUCUUCGUGGCCCCCCAGCAGAACCAGUCCGAGGCGGGCGCCGCCGGCAGCCGGGCGCUGUUCGCCAGCCGCGUGCGGCCGGGCCAGCGCGUCUUCGUGCUAGGCGAGGGCGGGCGGCGGCUGCUGCCGGCGGCCGUGCACCGCGUGUCGCUGCGGGAGGAGGCGUCGGGCGCCUACGCGCCGCUCACCGCGCAGGGCACCAUCCUCAUCGACCGCGUGCUGGCCUCGUGCUACGCCGUCAUCGAGGAGCACAGCUGGGCGCACUGGGCCUUCGCUCCCUUCCGCCUGCUGCAGGCCGUGCUGGCCGCCCUCGGGCCCUCCGGGGAGGGGUCGCCCAUGGGAGACCCCACGGCCCCCGGCAUCCACUGGUACUCUCGGCUCCUCUACCGCAUCGGCAGCUGGGUGCUGGAUAGUGACUCUCUGCACCCGCUGGGCAUGAUGGUGUCAUCCAGCUGAGGGGACCCCGCGCCACGCCGGCCGCCCGCCAGGCUUCCACGGAGAGACAGAGACACGGAGGGGGAGAGAAAGGAGAAAAAAAAAAAUAGAAAAAAAAAAGAAAAAGAAAAACAAAAAGGAAAAAAAAAAAGAAAAAAAUACAUAUUUUUAAAAGAGAGCACGGAUUAAGACUUAAAAAUAAUAAUAAUAAAAUAAUAAUAAUUAAGUAGGACAGUCCAAAGUAGACUUAAAGGGAAACAAAGACCCCUGGAAGUUCUGUUCUGUUUAGUUUAUAAAUAUAUAUAUAUUUUUAUUUGUUCUUUUGUUUUGUUUGUUGGUUGUUUUUUUUCCUCCUCUCCUGGAUAUUUAUUUCUUUGGUAUUUUGAAUAGAUGUUUUAAAUGAUAUGAACCGGACCUUCAAGAGCCUUAAAUAGUUUCUUUGAUAAUUUAUUGUCAUGUGAACUGUACUCACAGGGGAAAAAAUUAUUUUGUGAGGCCAAGCAAAACUGCGCAGAGUCUAUUUUUCUACAUGUCACGUGUGUCCUGACUUUCAGAAAGCAAAAUUCUGUACUUUCCCAUCUCUCCAUUACAUUGCUCCUUCAUUUCAGCAAGUCUAAAAAACAAGCAAACAAACAAACAAACACACACAAAAAAAGACAAACUUCAUGGGGGUCCGUAAAUUAUAUUUUUAUACACAGAAUUGUAAAUUAGAUUUUUUUGAGAGAUCAAUACUUAACUGAAUCACAUUUCGUUUUUUGAAAUAGUGUAAAAUAUGAGAAUAUAUUAUUUUAAUUUAAAUAGUUUCAAAUGUAACAUCAUUUCCUGUAUUGUUUUCCAUGUUUUGCUUUGUAAAAACAUCAUUUGGCCACGUUCAUGGAAGUUCAUGGAAGUCAAGACUGUUACACAAACUUUUUAUUUGCAAAAACCGUAAGAAACUUUGUUAUUUUUAACUUCAGAAAAAGUUUAUUAGAAAAUAAUAUUUUUUAAAAAGCGCACAUGGCGGCAAUUCUGUGACGAUGGAGAUGGUAGUUUGUACAGAGGGGGGAAAAGGAUGUUUUGCAUUAAUAAAUUGAGAAAUAACUGCUGUAAAUUUACUAAAAUGUAUUUUUGAAUAUUUUGUAAUAGUUUUAAUAGUUUUAUAGAAAUAAAAUGUGCCAUGCACAGUUUGGUUAGUAUAUAAUAACUAAGAGUUCCUGGUGCAUCCCAUUUUUUUUUCCUUUUUGCUUGUUGGUUUAGGAAACAUGAUGCCUAAAUGAGUGCCCGUUAUUUUAUUUAGAUGUGUUGCUUAUAACAUUUAAUUUUGGUACUUUAAUUAAGGAAACGAAUCCAUCACAUCUGUGCAUAACCUGGAAUCUCUUGUACUGACAGUAGAACCUCACUUAUUUGCACGAACGACCGGCAGACGGGUUUCCCUUUGCCAGAGCCCUGGCUCCCCAUCCCUGCUCAGGCAAUGCUCCUCUCUUCCAGCUCCAGCCCCGACUCCAUGUCCACUUCCCACUCUGGAAUGGAGACUGUAGAUGGCUCUUAAAAUUCUGAGGAUGCUAAAUCAAGUUUUCCCUUUGAAGCGCAUUAAUGUGAAGGCAGACAGCUGCCCUCACCUUGUGGCAACCCUGGGAUUUCAGUGGGUUUCAAUUUGGGUGCCCAGAAGAUGGAAAUCUGAGGGAGAGACAUUGACUUUGGUGAGGUAGAGGGAUUCACGUGGCUGAUGCUGGAAGAAGGAGACAGCCACCAGAUUUCACUGGCUGCUUUGAGUAACAGCACAGAGCUUGGGGCCGCUGAGAACAGAGCAAAACACCCUUUACAAAACAAAAGGAUAAAGACUUGUUCAUUUAUUCCCCAGCUGUAAUGCAGGACCCCAUCUCGAGCCACCCACGGGUGAAUGUGCUGGAGAUGUGUUUUAGGAGCUGAGUGGUGGGGCCAGCACUGCCUCCCCUGGCUGGUCCCAGCCCCAACCCACCCCGAGGGGAUCAUCCUUGGCAGGUGCUGAUCAGUGAGGUUCUGCUGCCCGGCGUCCUCCUCCAUGGAGGGUUUCCAGGAUCCCCGUAAAAAUUUUGCAAAACAUUGUGUGUGCAUGUGUGUGCGCGUCUGCGACGGGACCGUGCCGGAAGGGAGCUUGCCUUGAAUGUCUUCUCACCUUUUCUUUGGUUUCCAUUACUCGCCACUCUAGGAUGUUCACCCACCAGACCUUUUGCUCCAGAGACACAGCCAUGUUCUCUGCUGGGAUGGAUGGCAGCUCCACAGCCUCCAAGAAUGUCCCUGCCUGGGGCCAUCUCCAGAGAGUGUCGACCGUGCUCUUCCACGCUGAAAUCCCAGGAGCUUCUGGAGCACUGUCAAGAGCUGGUGGCCAAGUUCCACGCACGAGCACUGCUGUGUGAACCCCCAACAGAUGGAUGUGGUUUCUCCUUCCUGUCAGCUUCUAGUCCAGCCCCACUUCCAACCUCCAAAGCUUGGACAUGGCCAGGGUGAUGAGACUUUGGAGUGACCACAGUGUGCUGCAGCACCAGGAAAGAAACCAAGCCACCCUCAUGCCUACCCAACUAAAGGCAUCACGGGGGACUGUGGACUGCCUGGAGGGUGCUGAGGACCUGCUGCCCACCCCAGCUUGGACUCUGCCACCUCCCUGUCUUUGGGGUGUGCUGAGGGCUGCAAAUCCAGAUGAUUUGGGGCAUGUGAGAAUGUGAUCGUGGAACAAAUGAGUCUCUGCUGUAAGAGUCUGGCCUUAGUUUGGUGGCAUCUGGGUGUCUGAACUCUCCUUCCCUGUCUCUGAGAGGUGGUUGCCAUUUUUUGAGACCUCUACACUCAAAGAAAUGACCGUGUUGGAAGGUGCCUUCUCCAGAGGUCGGGUGGUGGAGGUGUUUAGGGAUGUCAAUGAUCAAACUUAAAGCCACUGGCUGGAGGGCUUCAAUCUAAAUUGCAACUGAGAUGUUAAAGAGCCAUCAGACCAGAGCCCACACUUGUGUCAGGGCAGGGCACAUGCCUGGAUGGGACCACACCAGACAUUGCUUCAUUUAAUCUUUACCCAAAGGCCGAGAUGAGCUCAGAUCUUUGUGGUGUGAGAGAAGUUUUGAUGCUCUUACACCAGGAUCAGCCUGUUUCGCUGAGCAGAGAAAUGCUGUGCCGUGUUCUCCGUCACGCUUAUUCCAAGCAGCUUUAUGUCUUCCUCUCACCGUGUCUGAAUUCCACCUCUCCCUCUGGCGCCUCCCAUCAGGAUCACCCCUCUGUGGUGUGCUAGAAGUGCUCCCUUAGAUGGGCCAAUCCAACCCGUAGCCACAGCUCUCGUAUGAAGGAUGUACUGUCAUAACCUUGUGCUAAACAUCUAGGAGAUGUCACUGUCCGUUUUCAGGGUCCGAGUAUGGCAAUAGUUUGUAUAAAAUGUACACAUAGUGGUGGCUACAGAAUAGUUUAUGACUAAAUACAUAUCUACUACUGUCAAAAUAAUGUAUAAGAAUGUACUUGAAGCUAUUAUCCUUGUGCUCUGUUGUCUGAAUAAUUAAAGAAAUUACAGAGACUUCCUGAAAUGUCUGAUAUGUGACAGCAUUCCUAUCGCACACCUCUGAGGAUUUUACCCUGAUGACAUUGAAACUCAGAGUGGGAAUCCUGAGGGAUUUGGUAUUGGACUCUUCAAACAUACCAGGAAUUGUGCCAGUGUGGCUUCAUGUGGUGGCCACAACCUCCUUCUCCUCCCACCUACAGCCACGUAGGCAGUCUGUCAUUUACCUGUGAAAUAUUGCGUGGCUCUGCAAAGCCAACUCAUUUGGAAGGGUUCUGUGGGGUGGCAGAGGUGCCCUGAAGGGCAGCCCACCAGCAG